AAAGUAAUCGUACGUAUAGGUUCCCACGCCGUUUAUUAAUUUCAGGUUUCGAAGCCUGAGAGGGGAAAGAAGAAAAAAGGACGGCAUUUUGUGUUGGGGGAGCUCGUAUUUUCUGAGUGGAGGGCGGUGGUGGAGAAGAAAAAGGAACAGUGUGAGCGUCUUCUUCCGCGUCGUUGAGAUAGCGCACAUCUUUUCUUCUUUGAGAUGUAUUAUGCUUUUUGUAAGUGUCGGAACUGAUCUGUUUGACUGUUUGUCAAGCUAAUCCUCCAAGUUUUUUUUUUUCUUUCUGCGGAUUUCGUGGAUCAUUCUAAUAAUCCCUCCCGCGUUCAAUUCCUUUUAUUUAUUCGUUUGAUCUUUUUAUUAGUUAAGCCCGAGCUAACUGCUAGUUCGAAGAGGCGAAGAUUAAAGAGGGAGAUUUUUGUAAAAUUCUAUAAGCAGUUUUUGGAUUAUUCACUUGCUUCCUUCAUCCUGGAAAGUGAGUGUUUUUUUCCUGGUAAAUCCCUUGCUCAAAGGAUGUUGCCGCUCGAAGAACUGAUUUAAAAUCAGAUACAUCUGAAGAGGGCAAUUUAAUACUAGAAGCAAAAAUAGACGUGAUGGACUUUCUGCUGCUUGGACUAGAAGAACCACCUAUUGAACGAAGAACUGGUUUGCGUAGGGAACAAGCAGGCCGAGGUUCCUACCGAGCGAGCUAGUGAGGCAGGGUGGUUGGUCUUGUUUCUUGAACUUAUAAUACUUUUGACUUUGGAAUAUAGUUACUAAGGCCUAAGGGCUUAUGGGGUCUGCCACUGCGUUGAAUCAGUUGCUUAGGAAUCUUUGCCACCGCUCUAUGUGGAAAUAUGCUAUUCUUUGGAAGUUUCGAGAUGAGAACCACAUGCUAUUGACAUGCGAAGAUUCUUAUGCUAUUGAUAAAAAGUUAGACAUUGCUAUGGAACAUGCUCAAUACAAAGAAUUCAACAGCUAUCAUCCAUUUGGCAGUGAAGCUAUCGGUCAAAAUGGAAAUAUUCCUGCCUGUUCCAUUUUAGUGGCAGUUUUCAACAUGACACGAUUCUCAUACUUACUUGGAGAAGGCAGGAUUGUUGGCAAGGUGGCAUCCAUGGAGAGGCAUCAGUGGAUUUGUGUUGGAGAGAUGAACUCUGAGCUACUUUUAGAGUAUCCAGAAGAGUUAGGACUUCAGGUUACGGCAGGAAUCAAGACAAUUCUACUUCUACCCGUGCUUCCUCUUGGACUUUUGCAGCUUGGGUCAGUGGAUAAGCUAUCCGAAGAUUUGACUAUGGUGGCUCAACUCAAGGAAUUUUUUUGUGCCUAUCAGAACGCUUUAGAUUCAAAUUCUACAUUUGAUCUGAGAAUGGGGCAAAUCGAAUCUUACAUGGCAUUGAACCGACCUCUUCUAGAGAAAUAUUCCACUUGCUUGGAAAUAAACACUAACUUGACUGAUCUAAUACAAGCCCAACCAUUUCUGGCGCCUGAUUUGGCAACCCUUUGCUUUGAUGAAGUGGCAUCUGUCCGUUUACCUCAUCCCAUGGUUCAAUCCUAUGAUCCAUUUACUCAAGUUGGUUUUCAUCAGGCUCAUGGACUUGGUAUUGAUCGUUUAGAUGAAAUAAGUGGGAAUGCUAUGUACAUUGAGCUUUUUCAAGAUCAUUCAGAGGAGCAGGUUAUCCUUAAUACAUCAACCCUUUCUGGACGGACAAUGGAAAGUGAUCGGUUGCCUACUCAUCAUGAGGAAGUUAAAACGAUUCCAGUCAUUAGGCAGGGGUUGACUUUGAAAAGUCCUACAAUGUUUGAUGCUUACAUGAAAGUUCAGCAGUGCGAUGAUUUUUGUGAUUUUGACAAGGUCAAUCUUAAAUUUGCGCAUGAGUUUGAUGUAGUUACCAAUUCCACAACAGAGAGCAGAAAUCUAGACUUUUCUGUUGAAUCUGGGCUUCACAAAGUAAUGGGGCAAAAUUGCUUAAUGGGUUGGAACAACAGUGCAUGGGUGGAAAUGCUAUCAAUAGAGGGGGUAGGGAGCGAACUAAUUACUAGUUUUAAAGCAGAAGUGCCUGAAAUAAUUGUAUACUCGGUUGAAGAACCUUGUGUCGUGGAUGAAAACAGAACAGAAUAUUUAGCACAGAUCUCAAUGGUUGAGCUAGCUAGUGUUUCAGACGACAAGGAAUUGGAUUCAUGUGAAUGCUGUAAAUCUCGCUGUAGUUCAUCUGGAAGAUGCAGCGAGUCUUGUUUAACACAAUGCAAAACUGAAGAUGUGUCUAAUUCUGAAGAUUCUGGUUUGGUUGGUCAUAAAAUGCCCUCAUUAAUUCCAGACUCUGAAGGUACAAGCUAUUGCACUACUUGUCCGGAAAGGAGCUCUGUUCAUAUGGCACUAAAAAAUGAAGAUCAUGAGAACAUUGUAUGCGGAUCUUGGAGAAGUUGCUUAGAUGAAUCACAUGGUAGCAACAGACAAGUGAAAAAUAGAGACCCUCACAGACCAAGGCCCCGGGACAGGCAGUUGAUUCAAGAUCGCAUUAGAGAGCUCAGGGAGUUGAUCCCUAAUGCAUCAAAGUGCAGCAUUGAUGCGCUUCUGGAGCAGACAGUAAAGCACAUGAUUUUCCUUCAAAGUGUUCCUACCCAUGCUGAUAAGCUGAGCCAAUCUACAAGGUCAAAGGUUGGAGAGAAGGAUUUGAACUUCCAUGGGACCCAGGUGACCGAAAAUGGGGCAAGUUGGGCAUGUAAGGUGGGAACUACAUGGAAGCCAUUUCCUCUGGUUGUUGAGAAUCUUGACCAGCCAGAUCAAAUGCUUGUAGAGAUGCAAUGUAGGAACCAUGGGCUCUUCCUAGAUAUAGCGCAGGCAAUUAAACGUCUUGGACUGACCAUACUGAGGGGCAUUUUGGAAAGCCGGUUAGAGCAACUCUGGGCGCAUUUCAUCAUCGAGAUUCCUAAAGGCUUCCAGCGCAUGGAUAUAGUAUGGCCGUUGAUGCAGUUGCUGCAGCUCAACUUUUAAUUGCAUAUUGGUGUUAAAACACCACUAAAUCCUAGCUUUAUUUGUAACUCUAUGUUAAUAGAGUUUGUGUUCGGAUUAUAAGCCAAACUAGUAAUAAUUAUUUGGCCAAGAAUGUAUGAAUUGUGUAAAAAUGGUCGUUUGUAUGUAGGUGUAGUUUUUAACACCUUCAUUUGUAUGGAUGGAUCAUGUGUUGUAAUAUCUAAAUUAUCGUGUGAUAUAAUAUCUAAAUUAUCAUGUGAAAUAUUCAAUUCA
Molecule: messenger RNA, 3223 nt
Organism: Dendrobium catenatum
Lineage: Eukaryota; Viridiplantae; Streptophyta; Magnoliopsida; Asparagales; Orchidaceae
Exons: 12
Coding region: 773-2971 (732 amino acids)
Biological process (GO): regulation of DNA-templated transcription
Molecular function (GO): DNA-binding transcription factor activity; protein dimerization activity
Source: RefSeq, a predicted model, not a curated record